This is a messenger RNA of Oncorhynchus kisutch (coho salmon), 3837 nucleotides long. RefSeq names its product moesin. Gene Ontology annotation, molecular function: actin binding. Lineage: Eukaryota; Metazoa; Chordata; Actinopteri; Salmoniformes; Salmonidae. The transcript is spliced from 14 exons. The coding region runs from base 1037 to 2725 and encodes 562 amino acids. Gene Ontology annotation, cellular component: cytoskeleton. The record is from RefSeq and is a predicted model, not a curated record.
ACACACACCUCUACAACAGGGUACAACACACACCUCUACAACAGGGUACAACACACCUCUACAACAGGGUACAACCCCACACCUCUACAACAGGGUACAACAUACCUCUACAACGGGAUACAACCCCACACCUCUACAACAGGGUACACCACACCUCUACAACAGGGUACAACAUACCUCUACAACAGGAUACAACACCACACCUCUACAACAGGGUACAACACACCUCUACAACAGGGUACAACACCUCUACCACAGGGUACAACACCUCUACCACAGGGUACAACACCACACCUCUACAACAGGGUACAACACCACACCUUUACAACAGGGUACAACACCUCUACCACAGGGUACACCACCUCUACCACAGGGUACAACACCUCUACCACAGGGUACAACACCACACCUCUACCACAGGGUACAACACACACGGUACCGUCCAGACUGCUCAUAGUAUUUGUGUUCUUCUCUGUUUUGGUUCUGUAGCUGCUGCCAUGUUAUUAUAAUCCGUUUCUGUCCUUAUGUUCCUGUACACUUAACCGGCUCUCUGAACUGCAAACAAUCCCAAGAAGCAGAAGCCCUAUGGGAACAGAAUGUCCCUCAUUUAGGUAAAUCAAUCUGUGUUCUGGUGUUGGAGAACGCCGCGGGAGAAUCUCAUUUACAUACUCCUCACGUCCUCUCUACUUCUCUAAACCGAUUGGAGGAGAAGGUCAGAGGGGAUGGACCUCUGGCUUUCUCAUCCAAUGGGCUUUGAGGAGGCAAGGAGAGAGGAUGCCAGGAGUAUGUAAAUGAGAUUCUCCCAGUGUGCAAUUUGGGUGAGCUGCUGAGGAGCCUCCACAAGACCUCUGACACCCAGCAGGCCAUAGCGAGUCACAGCAACCUGGGGUUACCUUGGAGAUGGAACAGCAAUCUGGAUGUAACCUGCCAACAGAAUGUCAAUAAAGAAUUACCCUGAAGGCCCAGAAUGUUAACCUGACGACUUCUUGACGACAGUACAAGAACUGAGCUGAAGAUCAAUGUUCGCGUCACCACCAUGGACGCUGAGCUGGAGUUCGCCAUCCUGCCCAGCACCACUGGCAAACAACUCUUCAACCAGAUAGUGAAAACCAUCGGGCUGAGAGAGACCUGGUUCUUUGGCCUACAGUACCAGGACAGCAAAGGCUUCUCUACCUGGCUCAAACUCAACAAGAGGGUGACAGCUCAGGAUGUACGCAGGGAGAACCCUCUGUUGAUAAAGUUCAGGGCCAAGUUCUACCCUGAAGACGUAGCUGAGGAACUGAUCCAAGAGGCCACGCAACGACUUUUCUUCCUGCAGGUGAAGGAAGGCAUCCUGAAUGAUGAUAUCUACUGUCCUCCGGAGACGGCUGUGCUGUUGGCCUCCUACUCUGUUCAGACCAAACAUGGAGACUACAAGAAGGACUACCACUUCCCGGGUUACCUCAGCAGGGACAAGCUGCUUCCCCAGAGAGUUCUGGAGCAGCACAAGCUGAACAAGGAGCAGUGGGAGAAUAGAAUAAAGGUGUGGCAUGAGGAGCACAAGGGAGUGCUGAGGGAGGAUGCCAUGGUGGAGUAUCUGAAGAUAGCUCAGGAUCUAGAGAUGUAUGGAGUCAACUACUUCAGCAUCAAGAACAAGAAGGGUUCAGAGCUGUGGCUGGGGGUAGACGCUCUGGGCCUCAAUAUAUACCAGAACACUGACAGGAUGACCCCUAAGAUUGGCUUCCCAUGGAGUGAGAUCAGAAACAUUUCCUUCAACGACAAGAAGUUUGUUAUAAAGCCCAUGGACAAGAAAGCCCCGGAUUUUGUGUUCUACGCCCCUCGUCUGCGGAUCAACAAACGUAUCCUGGCGUUGUGCAUGGGGAACCAUGACCUGUACAUGAGGAGGAGGAAGCCAGACACCAUCGAGGUCCAGCAGAUGAAGGCCCAGGCCAGAGAGGAGAAGACUAAGAGACAGAUGGAUAAAGCUCUGCUUGAGAGCGAGAAGAAGAAGAGAGAGAAUGCGGAGAAGGAGACAGAGAAGAUCGCCAGAGAAACCAUGGAGCUGAUGGGCAGACUGAAACAGAUUGAGGAAGAGACCAAGAAAGCUCAGGAAGAGCUGGAGGAGCAGACUCGCAGGGCCCUGGAGCUGGAGAAGGAGAGGACGUUUGCCCAGGAGGAGGCAGAGCGUCUGGAGAAAGAGCGCAGAGCAGCGGAAGAGGCCAAGGCAUCCCUCCUACAGCAGUCAGAGAGCCAGAUGAAGAACCAGCAGAACCUGGCCACUGAGCUGGCUGAGCUGACCUCUAAGAUCUCCCUUCUGGAGGACGUAAAGAAGGAGAAGGACAACGAUACAAAGAGAUGGCAGAAAAGGACGGUCAUGGUGGAGGUUGAUUUGGAGCGGGCCAAAGAAGUUCUGAAGACUAAAGACAUCCAGGACUGUGUGCAGGGGGACCACGACGAGACCGACGAGAGCAGCGCCGAGGCCAGCGCCGAGCUGACGUCACCAGGCAUGGUCAGAGACCGCAGCGAGGAGGAACGCAUGACGGAGGCUCAGAAGAACAAACGGCUACAGAAACACCUCAAGGUCCUGAGUACUGAGUUGGCCAGCGCUCGAGACGACAGUAAGAAUACUCCCAACGACCUGAUCCACGCGGAGAACGUUAAGGCCGGCCGGGACAAGUACAGGACCCUCCGUCAGAUACGACAGGGCAACACCAAGCAACGCAUCGACGAGUUUGAGUCCAUGUGAGAGAGAGAGAAUGAGUGAGUGAGAGAAUGAGAGAGAGAGAGAACAAGAGUCUGUACUGAAUCUAUGUAUUUGAAUGGAAGUCAUAUAGGCAGGUACAGUGUAAUUAUAACGUCAACAGGUACAGUGUAAUUAUAACGUCAACAGGUACAGUGUAAUUAUAACAUCAACAGGUAAAAUCAAAUCAAAUCAAAUUUUAUUUGUCACAUACACAUGGGUAGCAGAUGUUAGUGCGAGUGUAGCGAAAUGCUUGUACUUCUAGUUCUGACAAUGCAGUAAUAACCAACAAGUAAUCUAGCUAACAAUUCCAAAACUACUACCUCAUAGACACAAGUGUAAGGGGAUAAAGAAUAUGUACAUAAAGAUAUAUGAAUGAGUGAUGGUACAGAGCGGCAUAGGAAAGAUACAGUAGAUGGUAUUGAGUGCAGUAUAUACAUAUGAGAUGAGUAUGUAAACAAAGUGGUAUAGUUAAAGUAGCUAGUGAUACAUGUAUUACAUAAGGAUGCAGUAGAUGAUAUAGAGUACAGUAUAUACGUAUACAUAUGAGAUGAAUAAUGUAGGGUAUGUAAACAUUAUAUUAGGUAGCAUUGUUUAAAGUUGCUAGUGAUAUAUUUUACAUCAAUUCCCAUUAUUAAAGUGGCUGGAGUUGAGUCAGUGUGUUGGCAGAAACCACAGUGUAAUUAUAACAUUGACGUUGCUUUAUUGACUUUAUAAGAACCCACUGCCUCUCCCCAGUAGCGUUUUGUCUACUGUGACUAAAGAUUGCCAUCUACUGGCUGUAACGUAUUACAUUUAUGUUUGCUAAAGUCAAAUUCUGUGGACUACAGACUGUAGGCUACUAGUUCAACAAUCAAAGUGAGUGAUGACAUUAUUACUACAUCAUUCCUGUUGCUUUUGGGUUUUGCAAUCUUGAAAUGCAUCUAUGCAAAAUAAUCCUUAGCUGAUACACUAUAAAACCCAUAUUUUUCUGUAUGCAUAGUUUAGUGAGAGGAACAGUUAGAGGUUAUUUACAAUAUUUAUAAUGGAUGUCAUUUCACAGAUAUAAAUGAGCACCAAAUUUGUUAAGUGUUUUGCUAUGAGUCAAAUAAAUACCAUUAACAACAUUGAGUGCUGUG